Messenger RNA from Ochotona curzoniae (black-lipped pika), 699 nucleotides. RefSeq names its product translation initiation factor IF-2-like. The transcript is spliced from 2 exons. Bases 1 to 699 code for a protein of 232 amino acids. The record is from RefSeq and is a predicted model, not a curated record. NCBI's taxonomy places the organism in Eukaryota, Metazoa, Chordata, Mammalia, Lagomorpha, Ochotonidae.
AUGAGGUCUCGGGAUGAAGCUGUGGCUGAAGUUCCCGCCGAGCCCAGGCUGGGCCGAGGGAAGCUCCCAUACCCAACACCCAGCCGGACCCCGGACGCCCAGGCCCAGCGCGCGGGCUGGCCACAAACUCCAGAGCGCCAAGGCGACCCCGACGGGCACCGCCAGGGCUCCCUGAGCACCCGGCCAGGCCCUCCCGGGGGCGGCCGGCCCCAGCCUGGAGAGGCAGGCAGUGUGCGGGGCUCCGGGCCCGCGCGCACCCUCCACAGCGGGCGCCGCGCCCGGACAGUAAGGGCGCUCAAGGACAGGCCGGGGCGCGGCGGGGGCGGCGGCGACUCCAGCCGGCUUCCCGCUCCCAGCCCUGCACUCCAAAGCCGCGCGGGGCCGGCUCUGAGGGCCACCCACGCCCCGCGCGGCCUGUGGGGGACAGCCGUGCCCCCCACAACCGCGAGCCGCGCGGGGGCCCUGCCGCUGCGCCCUCCCCGGCACCUCCCCCGGCCCGGCGCACCGGACUCACCUCCGCAACCGGGCGGCGCCGCCUCAGCCCCCGCGGCCCGGGAGGCGCGGCCCUGGCGCCGGGCCCGCUCGUCGCCGUCAGCCGGGGCCACAGCUCGCGCAUCAGCUGCCCCGCCGCCGGCGGCCUCCCGCGCCCCGCCCCGGCCCCGGCCCGCGUCCGGCGCCCGCCUCACGCCGCCUCCGUAG